UGGGCAGGCGGCGCGGGGAUGGAGGGCGGGUUCGGCUCCGAGUUCGGGGCCGCGGGGGGGAAGCUGGACCCGGGGCUCAUCAUGGAGCAGGUGAAGGUGCAGAUCGCCGUGGCCAACGCGCAGGAGCUGCUGCAGAGGAUGACCGACAAGUGUUUCCGGAAGUGCAUCGGGAAGCCGGGGAGCUCGCUGGAUAACUCGGAGCAGAAGUGUAUUGCCAUGUGUAUGGACCGGUACAUGGACGCCUGGAACACAGUCUCCCGAGCAUACAACUCCCGGCUGCAGAGGGAGAGAGCCAACAUGUGACCGGUUUCCAGUAGCCCUGACAACAUGCUUCAAUACUACCCCCUGCCUGGGGAGAGUGACUUGAUUCCUGGACUAGCUGGAGUGGCCCUGUGAGAAUGAAAGGAAAGGUGGUGGGAGUGAAAUCCCUGUGGUUUGGUUAAUUUGGCAUUUUCAUCAUGGUAGAGCAAUAAAGCCACGUCUGGAGCCUC
This is a messenger RNA of Malaclemys terrapin pileata, 491 nucleotides long. It is a transcript of the gene TIMM13, whose product is annotated as translocase of inner mitochondrial membrane 13. The record is from RefSeq and is a predicted model, not a curated record. NCBI's taxonomy places the organism in Eukaryota, Metazoa, Chordata, Testudines, Emydidae. Bases 19 to 303 code for a protein of 94 amino acids. The transcript is spliced from 3 exons.